AUGGACAACUGGCCUAUAUAUAUCCGUAUUAAUGGAGCGGAGCUGUCGAACACAACACAGCCCGAGAAAAUAUUAUUUUAUAUAUAUUGCACUUUAUAUCCGUGUGUUUUUCUUUUCGGGCGUGUAAAAGUGAAAAUUCGAGUGGGCGGCGACGAACCGGCGACGACGAUGCGCGCGAUUUUCUCGCGUGGGGCUGGCGGAACGUUCAAGAUGGCACUGCCGGGCGAUCCGCGCCGAUCGACUUGA
Molecule: messenger RNA, 246 nt
Organism: Drosophila takahashii
Lineage: Eukaryota; Metazoa; Arthropoda; Insecta; Diptera; Drosophilidae
Source: RefSeq, a predicted model, not a curated record